AUGGAGGUCACACAUGUAGAAUGUGAUUUGUUUUUCCUCCUCAGCCAAUAAGUGAAGAGAGUUAAUAAUAAAAAUGUAAAUAAUGAAUGAAGUAUCUUUUACUGGACCCUGCAGCUGACUUUGGGGGAUAAGCAGGGACACCUGGGACUAGAACACCUCCGAACUGUGAAGCAGGCAUCACAUAUUUUCUCUUUCUUCUUUCUACAUACAUUCUUGCUGCUGGAGGCUGUAAAUUUCCCCAGUGUGGGACGAAUAAAGGAUAUCUUAUCUUAUCUUAUAACAUUUCUCAUUUGCACCCUUGAUUCCCACACUCUCAUUUGCCGCAUGGCAAGCAAGAGGGCCACGCAUAUACCGUAUGUUACCCAGUGUGCUGUAUAUUUGUUGUUAAAAUAUUGUGUUUCAACUAAGUACUUUACGUCUUCACACUUUUGAGGGUUUUAAAAGAAGGCCAUGGUAUAAGCAAAGUCACAUCAUUAAAAUCGUAUGAAUGCUUCAGGACCCCACAAAAAACAGCAGUAAUUGCACUCACUGAGGCAGAUUUCAAUGCUAACUUUCUAUCGCAACUUCAGAACUUUUUGUAGAUUCAAUCCAAACACACUUUGUAUUCACAAUGACGGAACUGAUUGUGAGAGAUUAUUUUGAAGCCAAAGCACUUGUCCAUACUCUUAUUUAUUUUUAUUUUGAAGGUGGGCAACGCAGAUUGUUGGCAUGUCUCGUAAACAACCGUUGUGGAUGCUGGCUUGACUUUGUCGUUUACUGUGAAGGCUGGCCUGACGUCAGAAAACGAACAAAUCAAGUUUGAACUCCAGUCAAAAUUUAGUUUGUUAACAGUGAUGGCAAGGUGCUAUCGCGUGGUUGGUGAAACGCGUCACACAUUAGGCGAUUAGUUCGUGAGUAAUCUCUUAAGAGGCAUUAUUUUCCUUCAUUCUCGGAAGUCUCUCAAGGGAUGUGAAGUCCCAUCAAACAUGAAAUCUUGUCUCUUAAAAGCGUGCAGGUUCCUUUGCCUGUUCUUGAUUUUGCCUUUGCGACUGGCCCAUGCACUGGGUUUACGCGGCUUCUACAAACGUCUCUUUCCACUGCUCGUCUACAACAUCACAUUUUCGUAUAACGACAAAAUGAACCGCGCGAAGAAAGAGCUCUUCCGGAACGUGUGCGGUUUUGCCAACAGAGACGGUUCGCUGCGCCUACUUGAGAUCGGCUGUGGCACCGGGGCAAACUUCCAGUUUUACCCGUACGGAUGCACGGUGCUCUGCGCGGACCCCAACCCGCAUUUCGAGACUUACCUGCGGAGGAGCAUGGACGCCAACAAGCACCUGAGUUAUGAGGCCUUUCUGGUUGCCUCUGCGGAGGACAUGAAGGAGCUGGAUGACGAGUCUGUGGACGUGGUGGUGUGCACGUUGGUGCUGUGUUCUGUCAGGGACGUGAAGCUGGUUCUUCAGGAGAUCCGGCGUGUGCUGAAAACUGGCGGAGCCUUCUACUUUAUGGAACACGUGGUGUCAAAGCCCUCAUCGUUCACCUUUUUCCUCCAACACACCAUUGAACCUUUGUGGUUCUAUAUUGGAGAUGGCUGCGUGAUUACAAGAGCGACGUGGAAAGAUCUCGAGUCAGCUGGCUUUUCUCAGCUCCACCUUAACCACUUUGAGGCGCCGGUGACUUCAGUGAUAAGGCCCCAUAUUAUGGGCUAUUCCAUUAAGUAAAAUUUCAGACGAUUCUCAUCCCGAAAGUUCUAAUCAACAAACAAACCUCUGAGCAUUUUAUCCACUCCACUAUUCAACUUCUACACACAAACAAAAACUUGGCUAAGCAGCAAAUCAUUUGACUCCAAAAUGCACAUCUUAUUGACGAAUACACCGAUUUAUUUAUUUGUCGAUACGUUUUGUAUGACUUUCUGAAAAACGGCCCGACAGUAAAAAGUUGCCUGGCCCUCGCUGAGAUGUUCACUUCUGUCAAAAAUGAUUAGCAAAUACAGUGUGAAAAUAUAUAUUAUUUACUUACAUAAACAGCAACAUUUCAUACACUGUUCCACAGCCCCCUCCCCUUUCCAUGAGGAAAGAAAAUAUCACCCUCGAGACACUGUGCAAAAAAAUACCAAAA
Molecule: messenger RNA, 2094 nt
Organism: Hippocampus zosterae (dwarf seahorse)
Lineage: Eukaryota; Metazoa; Chordata; Actinopteri; Syngnathiformes; Syngnathidae
Product: putative methyltransferase-like protein 7A
Exons: 3
Coding region: 966-1697 (243 amino acids)
Molecular function (GO): S-adenosylmethionine-dependent methyltransferase activity
Source: RefSeq, a predicted model, not a curated record